Molecule: messenger RNA, 684 nt
Organism: Ilyonectria robusta
Lineage: Eukaryota; Fungi; Ascomycota; Sordariomycetes; Hypocreales; Nectriaceae
Exons: 6
Coding region: 1-684 (227 amino acids)
Source: RefSeq, a predicted model, not a curated record
AUGCGUCUAUCCGCCCCUUUGAGCCUUCUGGCUUUGUUUCAAGUGGCCAACUGCCAGGACAUUGUUAGCUUUGGUCCUGCCUUCUCGCUUGGCCCAACGAAGUCGUGGAUUCGUGAAUCCACUACGACACUGGUGCUACCUAAAGUUCCGAGCCCUCAAAAAGAUCGACUGGCUCUGUGGGCUGGCAUGGGUACCAGUGGCGGCGAUUUGAUCCAAGCACUCGCUGUUGCCUUUUCCGAUCCCAAAGGUAAUUGCGGCGCCAGCAAUGGUCAAUGGUGUACAUGGGCCAGUACUCUAGAAGAUACGCAGCUUGGAGGUACAGAGGUUCCUGCCUCAACUGGCGACAAUUUGACAUUCCACUAUAAAUACAACGACUCUACCAGGAAAUACGACCAGACUGUAGCAAUCAACGGCAAAAUUGUAUCCUCUCUCUCAACCUCAUCCGGAUUUGCAGAAGGAUGGGGUACCGCGGUAGAAUGCCAAGACGAUGCAUGCGUUGGGACUACAGCUGCUCACAAAUACCUUUCCACUACUAUCAUCCUGAAUGCAACUGAUGCAACAUUCGGAGAUACUCUGGGUCUCAAUAAGGCUACUUCAUCUGGUCUGUCUACAACAGAUGGUGGGAAGACUUGGAAGGUGGCUACAAUCAACAUCCAAUCCCAUACCUUCGACGUGACCAGUUAA